Messenger RNA from Syngnathus acus (greater pipefish), 993 nucleotides. It is a transcript of the gene pvalb6, whose product is annotated as parvalbumin 6. The record is from RefSeq and is a predicted model, not a curated record. The transcript is spliced from 6 exons. Gene Ontology annotation, molecular function: calcium ion binding. Gene Ontology annotation, cellular component: cytoplasm; nucleus. Bases 240 to 569 code for a protein of 109 amino acids. NCBI's taxonomy places the organism in Eukaryota, Metazoa, Chordata, Actinopteri, Syngnathiformes, Syngnathidae.
UCUCGUUCUCCCCUUCAUCUCACCUCCAGCCAGCCUCCUCCUCGAUCGCACAGCCUCCACUUUCUCUUUCCACUUGUCUCUUUCUCCCGUCCACUCGGCUCUCCCGUCAGCAGCUCUGCAGGCUCGCUGCUCUCCGUCCAACCGCUGAGGACUCAGAGGCACUCAGGACUAAGUCUCUGUCAUUGCAGGAUUACCUGUCAGAACUUCAUCGUGCUUUCAUCUUGUCAGAAGGAGCCAAAAUGGCGAUGAACAGCAUCCUCAACGCUGACAACAUCAAGAAAGCACUCGAUGCAUUUGCAGUGGCCGACUCUUUUGACCAUAAGAGGUUUUUUGACAUGAUCGGCCUGAAGAACAAAUCUGCUGACGAUGUGAAGAAGGUCUUCACGGUGCUGGAUGCCGACAACAGUGGCUACAUAGAGGAGGAGGAGCUCAAAUUUGUCUUGAAGGGCUUUGCCAAAGAUGGCAGGGACCUGACCGAUAAGGAAACCAAAACAUUUUUACACGCAGCCGACAAGGAUGGAGACGGCAAGAUUGGAGUAGAAGAGUUUACCACCCUUGUGAAAGAAUAAGCACCUGUGAAGACGGAGCCCAAAAGACCUCCUGACCCCAUGGCCUCCAUCCUUUUGAUCGCACAAUAAAGCCAAACACAUUGCCCCGAAGCCACAUGCACUCAUCCCAUCUUCUCCCUUUUCUACAAACUCUUCUUGUUUGCGCUUAUGUAUAGAGAAUAAGAACAUGCCUGCAGGACGUAGACCUUGCAUUAUAAAGCAAAGUAGAUAUGUGGAGAGAUAAUAUGCCAGACCUAUUUCCCCCCCCCCUCUGUGCUUCAUCCCCUUAUCUACAUAUCUUUCUUAUUUUAAUUUUCUCAGCCAUUGCUGCCCCUCCGCCUCCCAAAUUAAAAUGAGAUGUAUUAUUGUCAUGCCAUAAGAAGAAUGCGGUUAAGCUGUGAAUGAAAAUAAAUAUGAAUAAAAUGAAGACCAUGUGACUUGAACU